Messenger RNA from Gigantopelta aegis, 5253 nucleotides. RefSeq names its product transcription elongation factor SPT5-like. The record is from RefSeq and is a predicted model, not a curated record. Gene Ontology annotation, biological process: regulation of transcription by RNA polymerase II; regulation of DNA-templated transcription elongation; transcription elongation-coupled chromatin remodeling. Lineage: Eukaryota; Metazoa; Mollusca; Gastropoda; Neomphalida; Peltospiridae. The transcript has 27 exons. Gene Ontology annotation, cellular component: DSIF complex. Gene Ontology annotation, molecular function: protein binding; mRNA binding. Bases 153 to 3530 code for a protein of 1125 amino acids.
CGCGAGAUAGGGUACCGGAAGUCUUCUUUCUUCAGCGUAUAAUAUUUUUGUUGGUAUAUUAUAGAACAUUUAACAAAAUGUGCGUGUAUGGUUUAUGACAGAACGUUAUUCUGUCUUUUCUAAUACUAUAUACAGUUUCUGCUUAACACAGAAUGUCUGACAGUGAGGAUAGCAAUUUGUCUGGAGCAGAAAGUGAGGAUGGUAACUUGAAUGAAAACAAAGGAAGUGAUGGUAGUGACGGGGAGGCCCAUGAUAAUGGUGGUGGUGGGAGUGACGCUGCCCCAGAUAGUGACGCAGGUCAUGACAGUGAUGCUGGUGGUAGCGAUGCUGCAAGGAGUGACGGAGGCCACAACAGCGAUGCUGAGAGCGUGAAGGGCAGUGGCAGUGAACAUAGAAGUGAACGCGGCAGCGAACACGGUAGUGAACGGGGUAGUGAUGUGGGGAGUGACUCUGAAGGAAGUGAUGUUGAAGAGGUGAAGAGAAAACGACGUCGACACCAGAAAUCAGAUGAAGAAGAUCCUGCUGAGAACUAUUUUGAUGAAGACGAAGAUGAUGAGGCUGAAAAGCGACGCAGAUUAAAACGAGCGCGAGUGAGCAAAUUCAUCAUUGAAGAAGCAGAUGUUGAUGAAGACGAUGAGGAUGAGGAUGAUGUGGAGUGGGAGGAAGGAGCAGAGGACAUCAUCGACCGCAAGUCGCAGUACGAGGGAAACAGUGUACGCGAGAUCGAGUCCCACCAGCGCCUCCGCCAGAUGUGGGAUUCUCAGCGUGAAGACGAGAUUGAAGAGUACUAUCGGAACAAAUACAGCGAGAAGUCGGUUGCCGAGAGAUACGGAGAGGGAGAAGAGAUGUCAGACGAGAUAACUCAGCAGGGCUUGUUGCCUGGCGUCAAAGAUCCUAACCUGUGGGUUGUGAAGUGUCGAAUUGGUGAGGAGAAACCCACAGUGAUACAUCUGAUGAGGAAGCUAAUCACGUAUCAGUUCACAGAUGAGCCGUUGCAAAUAAAAUGUGCGAUUGCCAAAGAGGGUUUGAAAGGCUACAUAUACAUUGAAGCAUACAAACAGACUCACGUCAAACAGGCCAUUGAUGGAAUUGGUAAUCUCAGAAUUGGAUGCUAUCAGCAGCAGAUGGUUCCAAUUAAAGAGAUGACGGAUGUGUUGAAAGUGAUAAAAGAAACAGCAAACCUAAAACCAAAGUCAUGGGUGCGUCUCAAGAGAGGAAUCUUCAAAGAUGAUCUUGCUCAGGUUGAUUACGUGGAACCUGCUCAGAAUGUCGUCCAUCUGAAACUGUUGCCUCGUGUGGACUACUCCAAGAUGAGAGGCGUUCUGAAGAACUCUGCCAAGGAGGAUGCUGACAAAAAGAAGCGAUUUCGAAAACCACCAACCAAGUUGUUUGAUGUUGAUGCUGUUAGAGCUAUUGGUGGUGAGGUAUCUACGGAUGGAGACUUCUUGAUAUUUGAGGGAAACCGAUACAGUCGAAAAGGGUUCCUCUUCAAGAGUUUCGCAAUGUCAGCAAUUGUUGCUGAAGGUGUAAAACCCACCCUCACAGAGUUGGAGCGGUUUGAGGAUCAGCCAGACAGUAUGGAUGUUGAACUUGUUCAGGAGAGUAAAUCUGCAGGUGAAAUAAGUCACAACUUUGCCCCAGGCGAUGUUGUUGAGGUGUGCGAGGGAGAGUUGAUCCAUCUCCAGGGCAAGAUCAUACGCUGCGACGGAAACAAGAUCACCAUCAUGCCAAAACACGAGGACCUCAAGGAUCCUCUUGAAUUCCCGUCUCACGAGUUGCGCAAGUACUUCAAGAUGGGUGACCACGUGAAGGUGUGCGGAGGUCGCUACGAGGGUGACACCGGCCUCAUUGUCAGGGUGGAGGACGCCAUGGUCGUUCUCUUCUCCGAUUUAACCAUGCACGAGCUCAAAGUGCUGCCUAAACAUCUGCAGCUAUGUACUGACAUGGCUACUGGUGUGGACUCACUUGGACAGUACCAGUUUGGUGACCUCGUUCAGCUUGAUCCACAAACUGUUGGGUGUAUUGUCCGGCUAGAGAAAGAAAACUUUCAAGUUCUAAACAUGCACAACAAGGUGAUGAGUCUGAAGCCUCAAGCCAUUAUGCGGAAACGUGACACAAAACAUGCCGUUGCCUUGGACUCGGAAAACAACAAUCUACAAGUUCGAGACAUCGUCAAGGUCAUUGAUGGCCCACACUCGGGUCGACAAGGUGAGAUUAAACAUCUCUACAGAAGUCAUGCAUUCCUCAUGUCCCGGCUGAUGACUGAAAACGGUGGUUACUUUGUAUGCCGAGCGCGUCACCUUGUUCUAGCUGGAGGAUCAAGACAAUCAACAACUACUGUUGUUAAUGGUUUCAUGUCGCCCCGUCUGUCAAGUCCAGCUCACCCAAGUGGAGGAGGUUCCACCCCGGGGGCAGGGCGAGGGCGUGGCGGAAUGGCAGGAGGCAAGAGAGACCGCGAUCUGAUUGGACAGACUGUGAGAAUCAUCCAAGGACCUUUUAAAGGUUAUAUUGGUAUUGUGAAGGACUCCACAGAAGCGACUGCGAGAGUGGAACUGCAUUCAAGCUGUAAAACAAUCUCUGUCGAUAGAACAAGGCUGGCCACACUUACAGGAGGAAGAACAGGUGGUUACAGCUCUUCAUAUGCCAAAACUCCGACGUACGGAGGCCAGACUCCGAUGCAUGGGUCAAGGACACCGAUGUAUGGUUCUCAGACCCCGCUGCAUGAUGGGAGCCGUACCCCGCAUUACGGCAGUCAGACGCCAUCGCACGAGCCGGGCAGUAGGACCCCAAGUGGAGGGGGGAGUGCCUGGGAUCCAGCCAAUCCAAACACCCCAGCCAGGCAAAAUGAGUAUGACUACACCUUCGACAGCACCCCAUCUCCCGCUGACUAUGCGUCGACACCGAACCCUAGUAGCAGUAAUUACCAAGCGGACACACCGAGCCCCAUGGGUCCUUACACCCCCCAGACACCAGGCAGUGGCUACUCCCCUUACCAUGCGUCACCCUCACCAUCUGGCUACCAAGCUCAGAGUCCAGGCUAUUCUGGUACACCCAGUCCAACACCGUUCCAGCAGAGUCCAUCACCGUCUGGUUUCGCUGGGACACCGUCGCCAAUUGGGUACAGCCCGAUGACACCUGGCGCUCCUUUUACCCCCCAGACACCAGGAGCAGCUAUGAGUGCAGAUCAUGGCUUGACAGACUGGCACACAACGGACAUUGAAGUUAGAAUCAAACAGUCGCAUGAAGAUCACAACCUUAUAUUCCACACUGGUGUUGUUAAAAGUAUUACGGGUGGGAUGUGCUCUGUGUUCCUACAUGAACAAGACAAAGUGGUCAAUGUUUCCUGUGAACAUCUCGAACCAGUCGAGCCAGAGAAAGGAAAUCGUGCCAAGGUUAUAUUGGGUGACGAUCGUGAGUUGACCGGAACUCUGUUGAGUAUCGAUACGCUAGAUGGAGUCUUCAAGGCGGAGGAUGGGGAAAUCAAAAUGCUGCCGAUCAAAUAUCUCUGUAAAAUGCCGGAACCGAAAUAGAAACACAUAAAACCUUGUUAUGUAUGCUUGUUAGAACAGAUCUUGUCACUGGAUGAAGACAGACAAGUGUUUUCUAUUGUCACAGGAUGAAGAUAGCCGAGUGUUAAUGCUGAUACAAAAUAAAAAGAUCUAAAACUAUGUUAUGUAUACUUGUUAGAACAACUCUUCACUGAAAGAUGAUGUAUGAGUGUUAAUGCUGUUGUAUGUUUAUGAGUUUUCUUCUCUGUCGUUACCAAAAUAAAACAGGAUAUAUAGAUAUUCCAGCCACUUGAUUUAAAAACGUUGAAGGAUUUGAAAUGUAUCGUAAAUGUUUGAUUGUACAGUGGAGAAUAGUUUGUAAUUGCAACAUGUCGUUAUUAUACACUGUGAAAACCUAAACAUGUUUAAAAAUAGAUACCAUACCAUUAGGUUAAUAUGUGAAUCUUUUUAUCCAGAGAAUAUUUGCAUACCUUAUAAGGUAAGAAUAUAUUCAUAUUGUAUCCACUAAACAGAAUUUUCUCUCUAAAUUUUAGGGUUACAACAGGUUCACUUACGUUUUACAGAUCUAUUUCUUAUUUGGAGUGUCAUCACAUGGCUUACUCACAACUUUUGUUACAGGUAUACCGAGAUGAAAAGUAAGUUAAACUUAUAUGAAAAUUCAACAAAUGGUUGAUUUGUGUAUGUUUUAAUUUUUUAAAUCAGACUGUAAAUAAAUAACUUGCGAGUCAUGUACAUGUACAAUGUUUGAAAGGUAAUAUGUAUUUUUUGAUACCAAUAUGUCCGUUCCAAACCAGUUACAUUAUUUUUCUCUAAAUUCAUUUUAGGUUCAUUUUUGUGCAGAUAUCCAAUCAGGGUUCAAGCAAGCUGUGCUGGGCACACUUCAUAUAUCUUGUCUGUGUGUCUAGGAUGGGUUUAUGGUUGAGAGAAAUUGGUAUAGUGGCCUUAUUCCUCUCCAUUAAUACCCACUUGGUUUAGGAGCCAUUAAUACCCACUUGGUUUAGGAGCCAUCAAUACCCACAUGGUUUAGGAGCCAUAAAUACCCACAUGGUUUAGGAGCCAUGAAUACCCACAUGGUUUAGGAGCCAUUGCAGGGAUACAAACCCGGCAUCUACAAAUCUUAGUCGAUAGCUUAGUAACUGAACCAUUAACUGGUUUCUUGCUCAACUUAAUACUAAUAAUAGGUUUUCAUAUUUCCCCAAAGUUUAGUUUUCUUGAUUAUUUAGGUAGAUAAAAAUUCUCUCUCCUUAGAACAAUAUUUAGGAGAGUCAUGAUGGUAACUCCCCUUAAAAGGAGAUGUAUGUUAUGUUAGCAAAAUGCAGUGCUACCACUCAGGAGUACCAUGGUGUAUGACAUAAUACAUCCAUGCACAAAAACUGAUAACUGUGGAAUGUGUAUGAUUAUUAGACUGAAUGACAGACAUGUUGAUACGACUGUAUCAAGCCCUAAUAAAUGCUCUCAUUUCUAAUGUUAAUAGCAUAUCAUUUGGCUUGUCAAAUAUGGCACCAAAAUUUAACUUUUCUUUUAUAACUUUAUAAGUAUAUUUCUGGUUAUGAUGUAUGACAAUUAGGUUUAUUUCUAUGUAGUCUUCUUGUGUUGCUGUUCUUGUAAUUGAUGUAGUGGUGGGUUGUUGUCUUGCUGUAAUUAUUAAAUGCUAGCUUUUCUUUCUCUUAACUAUAUGUAAUGAUCACUACACGUUAGUUUGUUUUGUUGUAGUGGCUGAAGAUAAUUAAAGUCAUUGGUUAUA